Molecule: messenger RNA, 1315 nt
Organism: Oreochromis aureus
Lineage: Eukaryota; Metazoa; Chordata; Actinopteri; Cichliformes; Cichlidae
Gene: gpx2
Product: glutathione peroxidase 2
Exons: 2
Biological process (GO): response to oxidative stress
Molecular function (GO): glutathione peroxidase activity
Source: RefSeq, a predicted model, not a curated record
UCAUGUUAAAUUUUUGAUGACAGCGAAAACUGAUACAUGUCACAGAGAUGCCGUAAAGUAGCGUAGUAUGUGCAAGUUUUAUCCCUAAAACACUCUUUGAAAAUAUAAUUACAUUCACUCCUAGAAAGUCAAAGUUUACUUGAUAAAAUUUUAAAAAUCUUACCCUAGUAGGAAGACACACACAAUCAGUUACAUUACUCUAUCUCAAAAGUCUUCAGAGUAUAGGAUGGCAGAUGGAGAUCACUUUCCCGCAGGGCCAUUUGAUCCUUGUCAAAGGCAACUUUCUGCCCUAAAUGAAUCAGGUGACCAAGAGCUUGGAUACAGGCAGCUCGAGAUCCCCUCUGCCUCCACUGUGGCAGAACCAGAGGACGAGAUGACGUUCAUUGCGAAGACUUUCUACGACCUGAGGGCCACCACGCUGGAGGGAGACUCGGUGGACUUCAACGUCUUCAGAGGACGGGUGGUCCUCAUAGAGAAUGUGGCCUCGCUCUGAGGAACCACCACCCGGGACUUCAGCGAGCUCAACCAGCUGCAGAGCAAGUACCCCCAUCGGCUGGUGGUCCUGGGUUUUCCUUGCAACCAGUUUGGCUAUCAGGAGAACUGCACCAAUGGUGAAAUCCUGAAUUCACUGCAGCACGUGCGUCCAGGCGGAGGCUUCAAGCCCAUCUUUACCAUCUUCGAGAAGUGUGACGUCAAUGGAACAAGCACCCACCCAGUUUUUGCCUAUCUGAAAGACAAACUCCCCUAUCCCGAUGACGACCCAAAUUCUCUCAUUCAGGACCCCAAAUUUCUGGUUUGGAGCCCCAUCAGCAGGACGGAUAUCUCCUGGAACUUUGAGAAAUUCCUCAUCGGGCCAGAGGGAGAACCCUUUAAGCGAUACAGCAAAAAAUUCCCCACCAUUGACAUAGAACCUGACAUUCAAAGACUGCUAAGAUUAACUAAGACCUAAGAAUAGUCUCCAUCUCUUAAUGACUUCUCAUCCAUAACUCUCAAAGCUGUCAUGCUGUCCUCCACACCGUUGAGCCUUAUUAAAUGAGGGUGAUGUUCUAAAAAAGAAUAAGGGAAUAUCAUCGGAGGCCUUAUAAGUGCUUAACAGUUGUGGAUGAAUGAACAGUGUAGUUAAAAGUUUACGCAAAUGUACAUUAUGCAUGAGGCAAAUGAUCACUUUGAUGGGUUUUUUUUACGUCCUUUUGUUUCUUGUCCUUUUCCUGUUCGUCCAGCAGAUGGUGCUGCUGAUUUAAUCCUAAACUUCACCCGCGAAUUAACAUUCAUCACACACAUAAUGUUUGCACUGGAAUAAAACCUUCAAACCAAA